Gadus chalcogrammus (walleye pollock) is the source of this 1880-nucleotide messenger RNA. It is a transcript of the gene pax2a, whose product is annotated as paired box 2a. NCBI's taxonomy places the organism in Eukaryota, Metazoa, Chordata, Actinopteri, Gadiformes, Gadidae. Bases 597 to 1826 code for a protein of 409 amino acids. The record is from RefSeq and is a predicted model, not a curated record. Gene Ontology annotation, molecular function: DNA-binding transcription factor activity, RNA polymerase II-specific; RNA polymerase II cis-regulatory region sequence-specific DNA binding. The transcript is spliced from 11 exons. Gene Ontology annotation, biological process: regulation of transcription by RNA polymerase II; anatomical structure development.
UCUCAGCCCAAAGCUUCGUUUAGGCACAGCCCAUUCUCGAGGAGAGGGGGGACAGAGAGGUAGUCUCGGCGUGUCCAUGUUUGCUACUGUCAUCUCCGCCCCUAUCUGAUUCAACGCGAGCCCGCCAGUCUUCAGCCAGCGUCAGGAAGGAGGAAGGAUUUUUUUGUUGGGUGGGCUGCCGCAGAUUCGCGACCGGAGAAACCCGCGGGAGAGACUCGGCUAUAACCACGGCCCCUCGACUUGAACCAUGUCGUUUAAAGACAAAUAACCGGGUGACCCGCUUUCGGCGCAUGUUGCUGCUGGGACCCGUGAGCUCGGCACAGGCGUGGGUUGCGCUCUGCACCUGACAGACCCUCCGCACACCUUACACUCCGCGACCAGAGUUGUGGGGAGAAAAAAACAACAUCAACAACAAGGGAGGAAAAACUUGGUAGUUUUUCGAGAGGUCCUCUCUGACCGAGUGCACCCUAAGGACACGUUACGCGCGGACUUGUUUUGAAGCUUUACGGUGAAGCAUUUUUUUUACGUCUUUAAAGCUGAAUUACCAAGGCGAAACGGCGACCUCAGUCGAUUACCUGUCGUUCCUGUGCUAUCCCAUGGAUAUUCACUGCAAAUCGGACCCCUUCUCGGCGAUGCACCUAUCCCAUGUAGGGCAUGGCGGGGUGAACCAGCUCGGCGGGGUGUUUGUGAACGGCAGACCCCUGCCUGACGUCGUCAGGCAGCGGAUAGUCGAGCUGGCCCACCAAGGGGUCAGGCCGUGUGACAUCUCCCGACAACUGCGGGUCAGUCACGGCUGCGUCAGCAAAAUCCUCGGCAGGUACUACGAAACGGGCAGUAUUAAACCCGGGGUCAUUGGGGGCUCCAAACCAAAGGUCGCGACUCCCAAAGUAGUGGAUAAAAUAGCAGACUAUAAACGACAGAACCCCACCAUGUUCGCUUGGGAGAUCCGGGACCGGCUCCUGGCGGAGGGGGUCUGCGAUAACGACACCGUCCCGAGCGUCUCCUCCAUCAACAGGAUUAUCCGCACCAAGGUCCAGCAGCCCUUCCACCCGUCCCCGGACGGCUCCAUCACCCCGCUGUCCCCGCCCGGACACACCAUAGUGCCCAACACAGCCUCCCCGCCUGUUACGAGCGCGUCCAACGAUCCCGUCGGUUCCUACUCCAUCAACGGCAUCCUGGGUAUCCCUCGCUCCAACGGGGAGAAGAGGAAACGAGACGAAGUGCUCUGGAGUGGAAACCACUUGGAUGGAAGGAAAAUAGGACAUUAUGGUUCUGACGGCUCAGGCCCGGGCAGUGACUCCCAGGGCAGCGUGGAGAGCCUCAGGAAGCACCUGCGAGCGGACGCCUUCACCCAGCAGCAGCUGGAGGCCCUGGACCGCGUGUUCGAGCGGCCAUCUUACCCCGACGUCUUCCCCACCUCAGAACACAUCAAACCCGAGCAGGCCAACGAGUACUCCCUCCCAUCCCAUCCGGGACACGACGAGGCGAAGCCCAGCUUGUCCUCCAGCGCCAGCUCCGACCUGGCCUCCAGUGUGUCCCAGACCUACUCCGUAGUCACCGGUCGAGACAUGGCCAGCACGACCUUGCCGGGGUACCCCCCCCACGUCCCCCCGACGGGCCAGGGCAGCUACCCCACCUCCACGCUCGCCGGCAUGGUGCCCGGAGGGGACUUCUCUGGAAACCCCUACUCCCACCCCCAGUACACAACCUACAAUGAAGCCUGGAGGUUCAGCAACCCAGCGUUACUCAGUUCCCCUUAUUAUUAUAGUGCCGCGUCCCGUGGCUCAGCACCACCCACUGCUGCCACGGCCUAUGACCGCCACUAGUUACCACGGCGACCGCUACAAGCUGCAGGGCCACGGCUACGGACCGCACAUCGU